Messenger RNA from Catharus ustulatus (Swainson's thrush), 1802 nucleotides. It is a transcript of the gene PMM2, whose product is annotated as phosphomannomutase 2. The coding region runs from base 24 to 767 and encodes 247 amino acids. NCBI's taxonomy places the organism in Eukaryota, Metazoa, Chordata, Aves, Passeriformes, Turdidae. Gene Ontology annotation, molecular function: phosphomannomutase activity. The record is from RefSeq and is a predicted model, not a curated record. The transcript is spliced from 8 exons. Gene Ontology annotation, cellular component: cytosol. Gene Ontology annotation, biological process: mannose metabolic process; protein N-linked glycosylation; GDP-mannose biosynthetic process.
CAGCCCCGGCCCCAGCUCCAGCCAUGGCGCCGCCGCCCUCGGUGCUCUGCCUGUUCGACGUGGACGGCACCCUGACAGCCCCGCGCCAGAAAAUCUCGGCGGAGAUGGCGGCGUUCCUGCAGCGGCUGCGGCAGAAGGUGAAGGUGGGAGUGGUGGGCGGCUCGGACAUGGCCAAGAUCCGCGAGCAGCUGGGCGAGGACGUGAUUGAAAAAUAUGACUACGUGUUCCCAGAAAAUGGCCUGGUAGCAUACAAAGAUGGGAAGUUCUUGAGCAAGCAGAGCAUUCAGGGCCACCUGGGUGAGGACAUCCUUCAAGAUGUCAUCAACUACUGCCUGAGUUACAUUGCAAAGAUUAAACUUCCAAAGAAGAGAGGCACUUUCAUUGAGUUCCGAAACGGGAUGUUAAAUGUGUCCCCCAUUGGAAGAAGCUGCAGCCAGGAAGAACGACUUGAGUUCUAUGAACUUGAUAAAAAGGAGCAUAUAAGAGAGAAAUUUGUAGCUGAUCUACAAAGAGAAUUUGCAGGCAAAGGCCUCACAUUUUCUAUAGGAGGGCAAAUCAGCAUCGAUGUGUUCCCAAAUGGCUGGGAUAAAAGGUACUGCUUAGGAAUUGUUGCCAAGGAUGGAUACAAGACUAUUUAUUUCUUUGGAGACAAGACCAUGCCAGGAGGGAAUGACUAUGAAAUUUUCACAGACUCCAGAACAGAAGGCCACAGUGUCACAUCCCCACAGGAUACAAGAAGAAUCUGUGAAGAGCUGUUUUUUAAAUAAAAGGGUUUGAGAAUUCACACUUCCAAGACGGUUAAAACAGCAAAAUAACUUGAAACAUCAUCUUCCUACUGUAUUGGUUUUUUGUAAUUGGUCAUGAAUAGCAGGUGCUUUGCAGGUCAGUUAUUACUGAAGGGAAAUGUUGUAAUUGAAGACCCCUUGCUGACAGGGAAACACAGCAGACCUCAUUUAGCACCAUCUUUCAGUUCCCAGGUGCAUAGGUACAUUGUUUUCUUUUUGCUUGUGGGGGUUUGGGUUGGGUUAUAUUUUGGAUUGUUUUUUAAGAUACCUGUAAACUUGCUUAACUAGUUCAUUAUUAUUUAGGGAGGGAAGGGGAGGUAUAAUCCUGAUCUAGUUGAUUCAUGGUCUCAAAAUUUGCCUGAAAGGCUUAAUCCCUAUUUUUUUAUGUUGAGGUUGUUUUUUAAAAGAUGCAGGUUUUUUUUUUUUUAAUACUUACCUUGUGCUAUAUGAAUUAAUGUGAAUUAUAAGACAGUUGGGAUUUUCUUGUCUAAAACUGGAAGAUGAGUAGAAGGGAAAGGUUUUAUUUCUUCCUGGGGUUGGGAAGGUGGCACUGAACCAGAAGUCCCUGACUGCUAUCCCUGGGAAUGCUGAACCAGCUGGUGCCAAAAUUCCCUCCUCAGGAUGGACAUGGUGCCAAGGCACAGUCAAGUCAUGAUGCCUACACACUUUGCAGACCAAAUCUAUGAAAUCAUGUGUAAAAAUUACUUAAAAUAACUUUAGCACAUUAGCAAAAUACAUUUCUGCUAGUUUCUGAUCACUUUUUGAGAUUCCUGGCUAAGACAUUAAGGGUAGGUAAGAUUUAUCAUACUACAGAAAUGACCUAAAUUGUUUCUAUUAAAAUUCAAAUCAAUGCCUGAUACUCUGUAUAACUGUUAAUAUUACUUUUCUCAUCUGGCAUUAGGAAAGUAAUCUUGAGCAUGAGCGGUUUGAUUUAGUAAAGGAGAAUAAAAUCUGAUUUUAUCCUGAAAAAAUACUGUUUCAAUUUGUCAUUUUGGUAAAUAAAAUACUUAAAGCAGA